CCCAUUUAGCCACCACAGAAGCCCUCUGAAGAUAUAUGCCACCCCAAAAUAUCCUACUUCAGAAAAGAGGUUACUUUGAGCUGAAGACAAUUAAGAAGCAGCAAAAGCAGAAAGAACUAUUUUUCCUUCCACUAUCUGCCUAAAAGUAGGACAUAAAUUUCCUUUUGUGAAGGACUGACUUCUCUGCUGUACCAGGAGAAUAACUGCUAUCAUUGGCGACAGAAAUUUGCACUGAGAUGGUCUACACAGUCAAACUUUACUAAAAUAGCCUUUAUCUUUUAUUAGUCUUCCUCAUAUAUUUAUAUUGGCAUAAUUUACCACCCCUAGAAGCUCAAACCCCCUUUCCGUUGUCUUGUCAUUUUUCUGCAGUUUAUCACCCUUUUUUAAAAUGGUGUAUAAACUCCACAUGUAAUUGCUUCUCUUUGCACAUAGAAAUUAAAUAUUGUCAUCAAGUACAUUUUGUUUGCGUUUUUUUCUGUUUAUCUUUUGUCAGUUUAGUUUGCAGAUCUCAGGAUAGAUCAUCAGAGAAUAGAGAAGAAGUUUUUUUUCCUUUCCUGAACUUCUGUAUCAUUUUCAUGUUUUAUCAUGUUUAAUGGCUUUUAUGCUCUGGUUUGUGCUGUUUAAAUAUUACCUAUAGCACUGACUUAUUUUUGUCACUUUAGUUUUCAGAUUAGUGGUUGUCACUCCUGACUGCAUAACAGAAUGAUCAGUGAGGCUUUUUAAAGGACCUAGUUUUCUGGGGCCUGUUCCAGAACAGACCCACUGAAUCAGACUAUCUGGCUGAGGUCCAUGAAAUCUAAUAUCCAAAAUCAGUGUCACAGAAAACCAGAGGCAAACACACAUUAGAGUGUAAAGGCAAGUCUUACUCAGUGACUGUUGCAGUCGUGGAAGAGAGACCUUGGGAUAGACUAGGCUUCGUUCUGAAUACAGCAGGGCGAAUGGGGGUGGACAGCUAGGGAGCAAGGUAGGUGUCAGUGAAUGAAAAAUUACUAAGGGGUAUUGCCCUAAAGCAACUUGGCAGGGUUCUUGCUAAAGGCAGGCUAGGGUGAUAAGAUUGAAAGUGGGAUAAGGAAGUUUGAGGGUAGGGGAUUUCGUUAAACUGACUCAGCAGGACUCUUGCGGAAACUGGACUAUGGGGUCCAAGGCCAAGCCCAGGAGCUGGCAUGUGUGCUGCCCAGUCGUGUCCGACCCUUUGCGAACCUGCGGACUGUAGUCCGCCAGGCUUCUCAGUCCAUGGGAUUCUCCAGGUGGAUUCUUUACUGCUAAGCCACCAGCUUCCCAAGGGCUAGGCCUCAUCGCGAAGAGGACUCAGAGGAGCCUGACCAAGGAGAGAGUCUUUGUCAACAUCAACAACUACUGCAAAUUAUAGCAAGGAAAAACAAAUGGAAGCCCUGCCUGAUACAGCUGUUUUGGCGACUAGACUUAAAAACACUCUUAUCCAGUACCACAACCUUGAAGAUGAAAAGUGGCGAGUUGCUAAGAAGACGAAAGAUGUAACAAUUUGGAGGAAACCUUCAGAAGAAUUUAAUGGAUAUCUCUUCAAAGCCCAAGGUGUGAUAGGCGAUGCUGUCAAUAGUGUAAUAGACCAUAUACGCCCAGGUCCCUGUCGCUUGGAUUGGGACAGCUUGAUGACCUCUUUGGAUAUUUUGGAGCACUUUGAAGAGAACUGCUGUGUGAUGCGUUAUACAACUGCGGGUCAGCUUUGGAAUAUAAUCUCCCCAAGAGAGUUUGUUGACUUCUCCUAUACUGUGGGCUAUAAAGAAGGGCUUUUAUCCUGUGGGAUAAGUCUUGACUGGAGUGAAAAGAGAUCAGAAUUUGUUCGUGGAUAUAACCAUCCCUGUGGUUGGUUUUGUGUUCCUCUUAAAGAGAGUCCAAGCCGGAGUCUUUUGACAGGCUAUAUUCAGACGGAUCUGCGUGGAAUGAUUCCCCAGUCUGCAGUAGAUACAGCUAUGAAACAAACCUGUUCUAACUUCCUAAGAAGCAAAUGGGACGAAGAACCCUGUGCUAAGGAGAAGAAGUCUGGAGUACGGGACUGUUCCUAGCUGCUACCAAAAAGCCUGUGGACUGAAGCAUGCCAGGCUUCCCUGUCCUUCACCAUCUCCCAGAGUUUGCUCAAAAGGGUGCAUGAAUAUAAACAUUUUGGGAACUUUGAAAGUAAGUAACAAUCUUGACAAAAAAUGUAAACAAAAUCAUAGCUCAUGAAUAUGUAUUUGCAUUCUACUGUACAUUAGCUGCAUGACAGGCUAUAAAAUAAGUUGAAAAGAGGCAGUUACGAGGUGACACUUGUCACAUUCAAGUCCUUCUUACUUGAUCCGCUACAAACCAGAUUAGCUGCCAUACCUGUAAGUUUUCAUCAUCCGCAACGGAUUGUCAGAGUGCUUAGGGAAAACAACAGCUCUCAAAAAUUCAAAUAUGAAGCCUAUUGUAUUUGCGUAACCCAAAAUAAUUUUUAAAUGGAAAAUAAAUAUUAUUAUAUAAUCUGAUGAAGAUUACACAUGUCAUUUUUAACACAGUGAAUCACAGUGAAGAUAACACAGAUAUAAACAUUGCAUGUCCAUGGGUAUUCCAGGUCAUUUUUCAAAAUGUGCUGAAAACAAUUAUUUAAGAAGACCAGCAUGAUUUUGCAGUCUUAGGAUUGCUAUUUGGCGUUUCAAACUAAAUUCUGGCCACCAAGGGCUCCACAUUCCUUCAGCCAGUCUGGGAUAUUUUCUAGGAUUUUAGAGGAUUUUAGUUUUGAAAAGCUUGAUGGCCAUAGGGAUGGAACAAAACAUUGAUCUGGGACAAGUGGCAGCAAACCAAGUCUUGAGAAGAGCAAAUGAUUGGUGAGAUGCCGUUGUCCAUUACAGACUAUGGCACUAUGGCACUGUACCAAUUCAAGCAGUAUAACUGGAAGAGGCUUUCUCCCAUUUGGCUUAUUUGAGCUCAACCAAGUCAGAUGCCUGGAGUCUUCGCUACAGCAAUGCUUAUUCCUGCCAAGGACUCAGAUAGUCUGUUCUCAUGGCAACACUUCUGUCUUGUCCCAGGUGGACCUCUGGACCAGGUGACAUGGAAAAGACUGAAUCUUGAGGUUAAAAUCAUGCAAUCAAACCUUCUAGAGUACACCACAGAGUGUGUGAAAAUUAGAAUUUUGAACAAGCAAACAUAAAUUAGUCAAGUUUGUUAUUGCUCUCCAAGAUAAGUAUAUAAAUGGUUGGGCUUUAUGAGCUAAGACUGUAUUAUCUGAUCUCAGAUGAUAUUUGAAAGUAAUAAUGACAAAAAUGGCCUUUAAUAUAUCAGGAUACAGAAAGAAGAAAUGCUGAACUACGUUAACAUGGGUGGAUAGCUGAUAUCUCUCCAGUGAUAUUUUAGGUUCUUUUUCUAUUUGUCAAGAAGCCAGAAACUCACCCUGAGUUGUUCCAGGGGAAGAGAAAAACUUUGAACAAAAAAAGUUGUAGAAAAUUAUUGGCUAUGUUUCUGCUUAUCAUGUGGUUAUGAGUAUUACAAUACCAAUAUUGAGAUUAUAUGUGCAUAAAUGUUUAAAAAAACGCUGAAGAUACACAUAAAAGUCUAACCAGUAAGCAGUUUUUAACCAAUAAAUGCUCAAAAUGUUAGCAAUGACCUUGAUCAGAAACAUAUCAGUGAUUAACACUGAGGAAAUUUGAAUGUGACCAAACAGGAAGUAAUUACAAGGAUAUUACAAAUCCUAUUAUAUAAGUAAACGUCUGGAAAUUUUGCACCAGCUAAAGUAGACCUUGGUAACCAGACUGAAUACUCUGCAAUGACAAGUAAAUUACAUAAUGGCAUUGUAAUUAUGUAAUUGACUCUGCUUAGUAUAUUUAUGCCAAUUUAUAUGGAGUCAGCCUCAUUGGGAAAAACCUAAUGCUUAUUCACUUUUUUUACUUUUUGUAUUUGCUUUGCAAAGACAAUCCUAAAACACAAUGCUUUACUGAUUUUAAUUUUUGCCUUUUUGACACUUACUUCUUUUAUUUUGCAAUUUGAAAUGCAACCAGAUGCUUCUGUGAAAUAACUGAAUUAUGAAACAAAAACAAAAUGACUUUCUCUAAAUCUUGUCUAUAGGCAAUCCACAAGCAGUUACCCUGCAUGUGAAACCGGAAACAUAGGGAUUCGUAAACAUUCUAAAUUAUAAAAUAUGUUUAAAAUACUAUGUAAUUGUCACAUUAAAAGACAAACUGUUCCUUUCUUUUAACGUUUGCCACUAAAAGUGGCUAUAGAACCUUGAGGAGUAUUGUAACAUAGCAAUAUUUAAGAAAAUUCCAAGUCCUUUGAAUCCAUGUGUAAUGGCAGUAUUGUUUAAAUCCUUCUAAAGAAAUCUAAAAAAUGUCAGGCGAUGGUCAUAGUCUCAUUUUAGGGAUAGCUGGGAUGAUAUCAUCAUCAGUCUUUAUCAUGUAAAUGUGUGUGUUUCAGAAGCCUGCAAAAUCCCACUGAGGGUCUAUGUGCAGCCCUUUGUGAAUGAGGAAACCUGUUCGCCCACCGUAGACUUUGGUUUGUGAGAACAUGACUGGAUUCAUGGCUGUAUGAGACUCCGGCCCGUGGUCAAGAUUCCGGGGCCCAAAGAGGGAUGAGAGGAACUGUGGCCAGUGGACAACUUACCCACGGGCAGGAGAGCUGUUCUCUACAGUCAUGCUGGGAGACACACCUCCUCUGAAGCACCUGAUGAAACAGAUGUGGCCAACAGAGCUUCUACACACUUAAGUCUGUGACAUUUCUGAAACAUUUUCUUUUUGGCCUCCUACCAACUUAGCCGUGUGGACAAUUGAGGCAGCUCAGAUCCAAGCGCAGACAUUUGUGCGUCAUUCUGCUUUCACGGUGCUCUGGACCGGUGCUCUUCCAGACGAGCAGCCACUGCUCACAGGUGGCUGCUGGUCACUUGAUGUACCAAAAAUGCUAACACAAUCCCGCUUUUCAAAACUCAAUACAAAAAUAAAAAAUUUAAAAUAUUGUGUUAGUUUUUCAUAUUGAUUAUAUAUUAGAAUAAUAGUUUGGAUAUAUUAAAAUAUAGUUAAUUUUAUCAGCUUUUUUUUUUUUUUUACUUUUUAAAAUGUGUCUAAGAGAAAAGUUAAAAUUACAUAUGUGGUUUGUAUCAUUUAUAUUAGGCGGGACUUUUUCUUCUAGACAAUAACGUCUACAACAGUAUUAUUCUAAUUUCUACCUUAUUUAUGUAUUUGUAGGACAAAUGUGCUCUUCUGGUUUGAGAAAAAAAACACUGGGAUUCCAAUUAGACUUUUUAAAUGGGGGAAAAAAUUCAAGAUUGUCCUUCUCUGUGGCAAAAUAGUCUGGUUUAUGCUAUGUAUCUGAAACUUAUUUGAGAACAAAAAUCAAUAAUGCAAUAUAAUAACUGUCAGUUCUAAAAUGCAAAAUAUAGUUUAUUGUUUGCUGAAAUUCCCUUGAUUAUUCUGCUUUGUGACUAUGUUGUGCAAUAAACAUUACAGAAUAGUUCAUCAAAUUAAGGUUG
Bubalus bubalis (water buffalo) is the source of this 5452-nucleotide messenger RNA. It is a transcript of the gene STARD4, whose product is annotated as StAR related lipid transfer domain containing 4. The transcript has 9 exons. The coding region runs from base 1383 to 2042 and encodes 219 amino acids. Lineage: Eukaryota; Metazoa; Chordata; Mammalia; Artiodactyla; Bovidae. Gene Ontology annotation, cellular component: cytosol; endoplasmic reticulum. The record is from RefSeq and is a predicted model, not a curated record. Gene Ontology annotation, molecular function: cholesterol transfer activity; cholesterol binding. Gene Ontology annotation, biological process: intracellular cholesterol transport; cholesterol transport involved in cholesterol storage; cholesterol import.